Molecule: messenger RNA, 1002 nt
Organism: Nematostella vectensis (starlet sea anemone)
Lineage: Eukaryota; Metazoa; Cnidaria; Anthozoa; Actiniaria; Edwardsiidae
Product: protein FAM32A
Exons: 4
Coding region: 32-379 (115 amino acids)
Cellular component (GO): nucleolus
Source: RefSeq, a predicted model, not a curated record
UCCUUGCGGUACUAAAGACAAACAAGACAAGAUGGCCGAUGCAUACGAAGCUGUUCGAGGUUCACUCAAGUUAAAAGGAGUUGCCGAUGGCGGCGUGAAAAAGAAAAAGAAGAAAAAUAAGAACAAAGCCAAACAGCUUGUUGAGACUGCCAGAAACACUGAGAAAGAAGAGCAGAAAAGUGGGGAUGAAGAAGGGACACCUGUAGACGACCGUACCCCAGCACAGAAGGCUUAUGACAGACUUCAAGAAAAAAGAGCUGCUGAAAGGAUUCUAAAGAAAGCAGAGAAAACACACAAACAAAGAGUAGAGAAAUUUAAUGAAUAUUUGGAUGAGCUAACAGAACAUUAUGACAUCCCUAAAGUCAGUUGGACGAAGUAGCAUCUCAGAGCAUUAAAAAGAUGCACUCAUAAGGCUGCCAUUUCCUUAUUGAUAUGGUUAUGUAUAUAUUAAGACUCACUACAAACAGCCUAAAGAAACCAUGUUUAGCCAGUCAAUUCAGUCAGACAGCAGGUCUGUAGGCUGGGGGUGAUAAUUAUACAAAUGAGAAAGAUUCCCAAAAACGUUCUUAUGACAACUCAAGACAAGGCGAGUGUAACUUAAGAAUAUCCUUCGCAACUAAGUGGAACCCCCAUCCCAAAUCCACCCUACAGGUAUAGUUCUCUGUAUAGCUUUAUCUGCCUAAUGACCACUCUGUACAAGGUAGCAGCUUUUCUAUCCUAUAGGUACAUCAAAGACAUUCUGUGGCAACUCCACAGCUCUUGUAUUAUGUCUAGCUGCUUUGUAUGGCUAAGGGAUGACAGUUGUGUGGCAACAAGCUUGUUUCCACUUUGAUUUCCUCUAUUUUUCUAGCUUAUUAGUGUUGAGAUUCUUAAAAAAACAUUUUUAAACAGCUAGAAAUCAUGGCAGAUGUUGAAAUAAGUACAAGGCAAAACAACAUUAUGUAACUACUUUUAUGCAACCUGUAUCAUAUUUUUGCCUGCAAUAAAAAGUAUUGACAAAAA